AUGUCUUCCUGUCGUCUCCUGUGCCUGCUGGCUCUCACCUUCCUCCACAGCUCCGUGUCAGCCGAACAGCGGAGUCUCUCUGCAGAAAAUCUGCUGGUCAUCACCGCUGCAACAGAGGAAACAGACGGCUUCAAACGCUUCAUGAGGACGGCCCGAGAGUUCAACUACACUGUGAAGGUCCUGGGUCUGGGCGAGGACUGGAAAGGUGGUGACGUGGCUCGGACGGUGGGUGGAGGUCAGAAGGUCCGAUGGUUGAAGAAGGAGCUGCUCAAACACUCAGACAAGAAGGACCUGGUCGUCAUGUUCGUAGACAGCUACGACGUGAUCUUUGCGUCGGGCCCUGAGGAGGUUCUGUCCAAGUUCUUCCGUCUGGGUCACAGGGUGGUUUUCUCAGCUGAGGGCUUCUGCUGGCCCGACCAGAGGCUGGCCUCCAAGUACCCAGAGGUGCAUUCUGGGAAACGCUUCCUCAACUCAGGAGGCUUCAUUGGCUUCGCGUCAGAUCUCAGUACGAUCGUCCAGCAGUGGAAGUACAAAGACAACGACGACGACCAGCUUUUCUACACCAAGAUCUACCUGGACAAGACCCAGAGGACCAAGUUCAACAUGACUCUGGAUCAUCGCUCACGAAUCUUCCAGAACCUGAACGGAGCAGUUGAGGAAGUCGUCCUGAAGUUUGAGAGGGCGAAGGUCAGGGCGAGGAACGUUGCCUACGACACGCUUCCUGUUGUUAUCCAUGGCAACGGACCCACCAAGCUGCAGCUGAACUAUCUUGGUAACUACGUUCCGACAGUGUGGACCUUUGAGAACGGCUGUGCCAUCUGUGAUGACGACCUGCUGUUCUUCACCGACACACCUGACGAGGAGCUGCCGCUGGUGUACGUCGGAGUGUUUAUCGAACACGCCACUCCCUUCAUGGAGGAGUUCUUGGACCGACUCACGACACUCAACUACCCGACGACGAGGAUCCGCCUCUUCAUCCACAACAACGUUGUGUACCACGAGCGUCACAUCCAGAAGUUCUGGGAUCAGCACAGAGCUCUGUUCCCUGACGCCCUGCUGGUCGGACCGGAGGAGAACCUGCAGGAGAACAAGGCCAGAAACAUGGCUGUCGAGGCCUGUAAGAAGGACCCAGAGUGUGAUUACUACUUCAGCAUCGACUCCGACGUGGCCUUGACCAACCCCGACACACUGAGGAUACUGAUCGAGGAAAACAAGUCAGUCAUCGCUCCCAUGCUGUCCAAACACGGGAAGCUGUGGAGUAACUUCUGGGGCGCUCUGAGUCCAGAAGGGUUCUACUCCAGAUCUGAGGACUACAUCGAGAUCGUCCAGGGGAAGAGGAUAGGUCUGUGGAACGUCCCGUACAUCACUCAGGCCUACCUGAUCAAAGGCAGCGUGCUGCGGUCCAAACUUUCCCAGGUGAGCCUGUACGUGGACCAGGAGAUGGACCCUGACAUGGUGUUCUGCAGGAGCAUCAGAGACCAGGGCGUCUUCAUGUUCGUGUCCAACCGAGACGAGUUUGGUCGCCUGGUGGCGUCGUCCAACUUCAACACGUCCAGACUCCACCCGGACAUGUGGCAGAUCUUCGACAACCCUGUGGACUGGAAGGAGAAGUACAUCAGUGCGAACUACUCCAAGAUCUUUGAGGACAACACGAGUUUUGUGGAGCAGCCCUGUCCAGAUGUUUACUGGUUUCCAGCCUUCUCAGAGAAGAUGUGUGAUCAUCUGGUAGAGACCAUGGAAGACGACGGUGGAUGGUCUGGAGGAUCACACAAGGACGACCGUCUGGCUGGUGGUUAUGAAAACGUCCCCACAGUGGACAUCCACAUGAACCAGAUCGGCUUUGAGAAAGAGUGGCUCAAGUUCCUCAAAGACUACAUCGUCCCGGUCACAGAGAAGCUCUACCCGGGAUAUUACCCCAAGGCUCAGGCCAUCAUGAACUUCGUGGUGCGUUACCGACCCGACGAGCAGCCGUCUCUCCGACCACAUCACGACUCGUCCACCUUCACCAUCAACAUCGCCCUGAACAGUAAAGGCAUCAACUACGAGGGCGGAGGCUGCAGGUUCCUGCGGUACGACUGUAAGGUGGAGGCUCCCAGGAAGGGCUGGUCCUUCAUGCACCCCGGCCGGCUGACACACUACCACGAGGGUCUGCCCACCACCAAAGGGACCAGAUACAUCAUGGUGUCCUUCGUAGACCCCUGAGACUGUGUGUGUGUGUGUGUGUGUGUGUGUGUGCGCAUUAGUCGACCUCAUCAUCACAGAUGGAGACGGACGGAUGGACGGUUAGACGUGAUGACCUUGAACAUCAUUUCAGAACAUAUCACAACUUUUUUAUUUUAAUUUUAAAGUGUGUCUUAUUUCUGAUUGGAUGAUCCACUUUCACACCUGACUCACCUGUGGCCGAUCACACAAAUCAUUUCAGGACCCUGAACGCAUCACCGUGGGACAUUUUCAGAAUAAGAGUCUCUUUAUUUUUUCUCCUAGUUUUGCAACUGUGGCAUUUCAAAAUAAGAGUCUCUGUGGAGGUUAAAAUCACUUUGUCACCAUGCUGCCUUAUCACAUGACACUACCUGAACCUAUGCAAGCAGUGUGUGUGUGUGUGUGUGUGUGUGUGUGUGUGUGUGUGUGUGUGUGUGUGUGUGUGUGUGUGUGUGCUGUUACACUCCAUCAAACUCUACCACAGCAGCAGCUGUUUCAGCCCAAUCAGGUGGCUCAGAAGCGUAACAGUGAAUGUUUAAUGAGCAGAGAAGGUAAAAGUGAGUCCAGUGAGAAUGUUUCACAGAGAAAAACCAAGUGUAGACUGUUUGUAAAUGUUUAAAUGUUGGGGAGGAUUUAAAACUGUUACUGAGAAACUUUUAUAUUUCCAUGUUUCAUCGUCUUUGUUUGGUGUUUGAAGUUCAUUUCCUUGUUUCCAUCAUGUAGUUUUCCAUCACGGUGCUGUGAGCCCGACGUCUCCUCACACACCUCCCUGUGUGUGUGUGUGUGUGUGUGUGUGUGUGUGUGUGUGUGUGUGUGUGUGUGUGUGAGGACGUACGAGGUUUCCACCCGACGCUGCCUGUAGUUUUCUCUCCAUGCGUGCCUGUCGAUACGAGGAGUCAGCGCUCUCUGGCUUUGUACAAACUGCAUUAAAUUAUUUGUCAAUGAGCGAUUAAAGUUUUGAGAUUUUAAUAAAUAAUGUAACUGUGACA
Molecule: messenger RNA, 3188 nt
Organism: Acanthopagrus latus (yellowfin seabream)
Lineage: Eukaryota; Metazoa; Chordata; Actinopteri; Spariformes; Sparidae
Gene: plod3
Product: procollagen-lysine, 2-oxoglutarate 5-dioxygenase 3
Exons: 19
Coding region: 1-2202 (733 amino acids)
Biological process (GO): peptidyl-lysine hydroxylation
Cellular component (GO): endoplasmic reticulum
Molecular function (GO): procollagen glucosyltransferase activity; L-ascorbic acid binding; procollagen-lysine 5-dioxygenase activity
Source: RefSeq, a predicted model, not a curated record